AUGGAGCGGCAAAACGUCCUGCAGGCGCUCGAGGUGGUGUACGGGAGCCAUGGCUCCGGCGCGGGCAUCCGGGAGGCGUCCGACUUCAUCGAGCGGUGGCAGGACAGCGAGGACGCGUGGUCCUUCAGCGACCAAAUGCUCCAUGACCCGGACGCUCCCAUGGGCGCCCAGUUCGGGUGCGCCAAAAUCCUGCGAACAAAGGUCGAGAAGGACUUGGACCAGCUCCCGGCGUCCGCCAUCCCGCAGCUGCGGGACUCACUAGUACAGUUGUUGUUGAAGUUCUGUCAGGGUUCGCCGCCCGUCCGGACGCAGCUCUGCCUGGCGAUCGCCGCGCUGGCCGCGCACCUGCCCGCCGUCGAGUGGGGCGGCGUCGGCCCCGUGCGCUGGCUCGCAGACGGCCUCGGGCGCCUCGACAGCAAGAUCGCGCUGCCGUGCAUGCUGGAGCUGCUCACGGUGCUCCCGCAGGAGGCCGAGGGCACGAAGGCCGCGGUGCGUCCCCAGCGGCGGCGCGAGUUCCUGCAGGAGCUGGUGGCCAGCGUGCAGGGCGCGCUCGAGGUGCUGGCGUCGUGCCUGAACUACCCCGAGGACUCGGCGCAGAGCCAGGUGCUGGACGCGUUCGCGGCGUGGCUGCGGCUGACGACGCUCGGGCCGGACGCGGCGGCGCGCGCGGGCGCGGACGGCGCGCAGCUGGCGGCGUCGCCGCUGACGGACGCGGCGCUGGCGGGCCUGAGCCGCGGCGCGCUGUUCGACUCGGCGGUGAACGCGGUGUGCGAGCUGAUCUGGUGCACGACGCACAGCCCCGGCGGGCACGUGGGCGCGCCGCCGGAGAGCAUGCUGCCGGCGGUGCACAAGAUCGUGCCCGAGGCGAUGAAGCUGCGCGCGCGGUUCCUGGUGGCGUCGCGGCGGGCGGCGAACCCCGAGGACGAGAGCAUCGACGUGCACGGGUGGGACGACGACCACGAGACGGCCAAGGGCAUGGCGCGGCUGUUUGCCGAGACGGGGGAGGCCUACUCGGGCAUCGUGGUGUCGGGCGCGGGGGGCGCCGCGGGCGGGGAGCUCGUGGAGGCGAUGCUCGAGGUCGCCGGGCACCCCGACGACACGAUCUGCGCCAUCUCGUUCAACUUCUGGCACCGCCUCUCGGUGGAGCUGUGCGUGCCGCCGCCGCCGCCGCGCGACGAGGCGCAGCAGCGCGCGAACGCCGAGGAGGCCGCGCGGCGGCGCGCGGCGUUCGUCCCGGCCUUCGAGCAGCUCGUGCGGCUCAUCCAGGGCCGCGUGAAGUACCCGCCCGAGUACGAGGCGUGGACGCGCCAGGAGCGGCACGAGUUCAAGCGCGCGCGGUACGCCGUCGCGGACACGCUCGAGGACGCCGCCAACGUCAUCGGCGGGACGCGCAUCAUGGGCAUCCUCGUCGGCCCGCUGCAGGGCCUCGCCGCGGCGGUGCAGGCCGGGCAGGCCUUCGACUGGGUCACCGCCGAGGCCGCGCUGUACUGCAUCCGGUCGGUGUACCGCGUGGGCACGCAGAGCGGGCCGGAGCUGCUCGGGGAGCUCUUCGGGACGGUGCUGCCCGCGCUGCCGGGCCACCCGCGGCUGCAGUACACGGUGUGCCUGACGUGCCAGGCCUACGCCGACUGGCUGGCGUCGCCCGACGCGGCGCGCGUGGCGCCGGGGGCGCUGAUGAGCUCGAUGCGGCUCGUGUCGGAGUGCCUCGGCGACAAGGAGGCGUGCGGCGCCGCGGGGCAGGCGUUCAAGCACCUGUGCGACGCGGGGGGCGCGGAGCUGCAGCCGCAGCUCCCGCAGAUGAUGGCGCUGCUGCAGAAGGUGCUGUGCUGCGGGGCGGUCGCGCGGCUGGCCACGGAGCCCGCGCCGUUCCCGAUCAGCGAGGUGGAGGUGUCGCAGAUGCUCGAGGGCGUGUCGCUGCUGGUGGGCACGCUGCCGCAGGGGCAGGUCACCGAGGGCCUGGCGUCGCUGCUCAACCCGAUCAUGGGCAUGCUGCACCAGCUGGUGUCCGCGGGGAUCGCGUUCCGGACGCCGCAGCACGACGUCGCGCUGGCGCUGGUGGAGCGCACCACGCAGGUGUUCCGCAACGUGGUCAACCCCACGGCGCGCGCGGCCGCGCUGCCGACGCCGCCGCACGUGAUGCAGGCCGCCGCGCAGGCGCUGCAGUCGGCCUGGCCGCUGCUCCUGACCGCGUUCGAGGCGCUCGGCGCGGACGUGGACAGCGUCGAGAAGCUGUGCGUGUGCCUGCGCAACGGCGUCAAGGCCGCGGGGGCGUUCUGCGCGCCGCUGGUGCCCGCGCUGCUCCAGGAGCUGCCGCGCAAGUUCCACGACCAGCGCCACGCGUGCUACCUCUACGUCGCCUCGGAGCUCGUCAAGACCUUCGGCAACCAGCCCGGGGAGGCCGAGCACCUGCGCGGGCUGGUGCACGGCCUCCUGGGCGAGGCCGUCGCGCAGCUGGCCUCGCCGCAGGACUUCUACCAGCACCCCGACGUCGCGGACGACGCCUUCCUCCUCGCGUCGCGCACCGCGACCUACUUCAGCCCCGCGCUGUGCGGGCCCGCCAGCGGCGACCUGAUGGAGCGCCUGGUGUGGACCGCGGUGCGCGGGCUGCACGUGCUGCACCAGGACGCCUUCCUCUCCGUGCAGGCCUUCCUCGUCAAGGCGCUCGACCCGGCGUGGGUCACCGUGGCGCCCGCGAUGGACGGCCUCCUGCAGGAGGUGGGCCCGCAGCUGGCGCUGGCGGUGCUGGCGGGGGUGUGCGGGGCGCUGCCGGCGGCGCGCGUGCACGAGCUGUCGGAGGUGCUGCUCGCGCUGCUGCGCGUGCAGGGCGGGCGCGCGGCGGGCUGGGUCGGGCAGUGCGUGGGCGUGGUGCCCGAGGUGGUGAUGACGGCGGGCGACAAGGAGCGCUUCCUCGAGGCGUGCGGCGCGGCGGUGCGGAGCGCGAGCAGCUCGACGCGCGAGACGAUGCAGCAGCUGCGGGAGUACCUCGCCGACGCGUGCGCGGACGUGGCGGACCUGUGCCGGCGGAAUCGGCGCAUGCAGGACGCGGCGCUGAUGGCGCUGGGGGCGAUGCAGCAGGGCGCGCCCGGACGGUAG
Pedinophyceae sp. YPF-701 is the source of this 3093-nucleotide messenger RNA. Lineage: Eukaryota; Viridiplantae; Chlorophyta; Pedinophyceae. The record is from the annotation of a GenBank genome assembly.